Messenger RNA from Grammomys surdaster, 2528 nucleotides. Its product is annotated as putative DMBT1-like protein. The record is from RefSeq and is a predicted model, not a curated record. The transcript is spliced from 23 exons. Gene Ontology annotation, cellular component: membrane. Bases 3 to 2528 code for a protein of 841 amino acids. Lineage: Eukaryota; Metazoa; Chordata; Mammalia; Rodentia; Muridae.
ACAUGGGCUGCCACGCCCGCCUCCUUUGGCUGCUGUUCUUCCACGCUGCGAUUCUACCUGAAGCAGUUUGCUACAGGAAGGACAUCAGAGGAUCCAGAGCAAGGCUGGGGAAGGAAAGGCCUAAAAGAACCUUCAUCCAAGACAUGUCUGAGGAACAGCAAGAAGGAAAUGGUGAGGAGCCCGUGGCAAGGCCUCAAGGUGAUGGAAAUCUAGCCACCAUAUUAUCAGUUCUGCCUGCGGCCAUCUCUACUCAGCCAUCUUCUAAGCUUACCCCAAGUUCCCCCGCAUCAGUUCUACCUGUGGCUGACUCAAUACCUGGAAGUCAAAGAGCACAUGUGCCCAGGCUCAGCCUCAAAGGUGCUGACAGGUCACCAGACCUCACUCCAGUAAUAGAUCCUGAGUCAUUCAAGCCAUCAGGUGGCUGGGCCCCUGUGAGGCUGGCAGGCAACCACGGGAACUGUGCAGGCCGUGUAGAACUCUUCUACCAGGGAGUCUGGGGGACUGUGUGUGAUGACCUCUGGGACCUUCCAGAAGCAAACAUCAUCUGUAGGCAGCUGGGGUGUGGCUGGGCUGUUUCGGCCCUGAGCGAAGCUUACUUUGGACAAGGUUCUGGGAAGAUUCUCCUUGACAAUGUGCACUGCAAGGGGCAUGAGGAGCACCUGGAGGAGUGCUCCCACCUUGGGUGGUUCUCCCACAACUGUGAUCACAGUGAAGAUGCCAGUGUUAUCUGUUCAGAUGCUGAAUACGGAAUGGCCACACUAUCAGAUCCUCCAUUGGCUGUCAUGGAAGGAGCAAUGGAUCCAGAAAAAACUCGGUGUGGUGGAGUCCUUACCAAUGCACCUGGAAAAAUUAAGAAUCCCCCAAUGAACGAAAUGCAUGACAACAUAACCUGUGUGUGGGAAAUCAGAGCGAAUACCUCUGAUCAUAUACGGCUGGCAUUUCCAUCUCUUGACCUCGACUGCACCAAUGAGUAUUUUGAAAUCCUGGAUGGCCCUCCAUCCUCCACGAAGUCCCUGGGGAAACCCUGCCGAGGGUUGCAUGUCACCUUUGCAUGCCACUCCAACUCAAUGACCCUUGUGUACUUCCGAGGCGAGAACAACAUCGGGAAAAACUUCAUGGCUUAUUAUUAUUUUGAAGCCAAAGAGAUGACAACAAAGACCCCGUAUCUGAUCACUAUUCCCACAGAAACUUCCAAGAUGGUAACAGAAAGACCACAAUUCUCAAAUACUCCCAGUGGGAACAUCUCACCUCUUCCUGUGCCUGACUCAGGAGACUGGCCAGAGCUUCGCCUAGUGGGUGGCUCCAGUCGGUGCUCAGGACGAGUGGAGAUCCUCCACCAGGGAGUCUGGGGCACCGUGUGUGACGACCUGUGGGGUUCUAAUGAAGCUGAGGUCGUGUGCCGCCAGCUAGAGUGUGGUCAGGCCGUUUCUAGUCUUGGUGAGGCUUAUUUUGGCCCAGGGUCAGGAGACAUCUUCCUAGACAACCUUCAGUGUUCUGGAAUGGAACAUUAUCUUGGCCAGUGUCCACAUUCGGGAUGGUCUGAACACAACUGUGGCCACCAUGAGGAUGCUGGUGUUAUCUGCUCAGAUUCAGAUGCCCCUCCUCCACCUGUGCCGCCAGGUCCUCCUCCAACUUCUCAGGAUCCAAUAACAGGAGGAAGAAACUCUUGCGGAGGAGUCAUUUCCAGCCUCUCUGGUUCAUUUACGAGUCCACAGUACCCAGAAAACUAUCCAACAGACAUACAAUGUGUUUGGGAGAUCCAUGUGGAGAAAAAUUUUCGAAUAGAGCUCAUGAUUCCAAAUUUGAACCUGGAAGAUAUCCUUGGAUGUCCCUAUGACUCAAUUGAAAUCUUUGAUGGCCCCAGAAUUGCAUCACUCUCCAUGGGAAAAUUUUGUGCCCCAUCAGCUGUGGUAUUUUUCUCCUCCUCAGACAUCUUGACAGUGGUGUUCCGCAGUGAUUAUAUGACAACAAACACUGGCUUUUAUGCUUUCUUCAAUGCAAUUCCACAAGACGGAAGGGAGUCAGAAGAAAGACCAGUGCUACGGUUGGCAGGCAGCUCUGGACAGUGCUCAGGACGUGUGGAGAUCCUCCACCAGGGGGCCUGGGGCACCGUGUGUGAUGACCUGUGGGACAUGAAUGAAGCUGAGGUUGUAUGCAGACAGCUGGGGUGUGGUCAUGCCAUUGCUGCUCCUGGAAGUGCCUACUUUGGUCCAGGCUCUGGAAACAUCCUUUUGGACAACAUUCAGUGCUCAGGAAAGGAAAACCACUUUGGCCAGUGUUCCAGCUCUGCCUGGUUAGAUCACAACUGUGGCCAUCAUGAGGAUGCUGGAGUUAUCUGCUCAGAUGCAGAGGUGACUCCUUCUCCGACAGAAGGAAGUCACUCCUGUGGAGGAGUAAUUUCAAGUCUCUCAGGCUCCUUCUCCAGUCCUUGGUAUCCUACUAACUACCCCACGGACACAGAGUGCAUCUGGGAGAUACAUGUGGCUGAGAAGUUCAACAUAGAGCUGACGAUCCCAAGCCUGAAGUAA